AAUGGGUGUGCAAGUUGUUUGCUGACGAAAAAUUGUACGUCUAUGGACACAAAGCAGGGACUAAACACACAACCGGACAUUUCACCCUAAAUUCCCGGAAACCCAUCACUGCUGAUAUUAUGGAACGAGCUCUGAAGCACUUGACCAGGAGAUUCCCUCCCUAUCAACUCAGAAUUAGAGAAAGGGAUGGUGAACUAUGGUUUUUCAAACCUGAUGGUGACGCUGAGCUGGAUUUCAAGGUGUGUGAAAAGGGAACACCGAAGCAUCAAGCUAUCGAUGAGAUUUAUCGACCUUUUGAUGAAGCGAAUGGUCCAAUGAGCAGGUACGUAAUGAUUCCAGCUGAUGACAAUGACCCUUGCCCUUUUCCCGACUUGAAGACGAAAUACCCUUACCAGUAUUAUUUACUCGACUGUCCACACCAUGCAGUCACUGAUGGACUUUCUGCUACGUUGUUUGUGAGUUACAUUCCAAGUAUGCUAAGUACCAUCUUGGAGGGUAAAGAGAUAGAUGACUCUCCAUUGGGCGUGUACAAAUCCAAUGAAGAGUGUAUAAGCAUUUACGAGCAAUAUGCACAAGAAUUUCUUCAAAAUCAUGAUGAGCUGACACACUUGAAAAACGAGAUUUCAAGAGCAAACAAGCAGCCACUCCUUCUCGAAGCUUUUCCACCUCCCAGGGUAGAAACACCAUGUACUCGACAUAUUAAGACGGAAUUGGAUGCAACUUCUGUCAAAAAAAUCUCGGUAAAGUGCAAGGAGAGAGGAAUCACUUUUGGAAAUGCCUUUCAAGGCAUUACAACUACUGCCUUAGUAGAACUGGUGCAGGAAGCUGGUGUGAUUAAAGAUGCUUACGACAUUAGCGUUUUGUACACAGCUGAUAUACGCCGUUAUUUGGAGAAAGAAGCCAAACCGAUUUUAGGAUUACACAUGAGGAAAAUGAACGCAGUGUAUUCAGUUGAUAGAAAUGUCAGGGAUCAGUUCUGGAGUAAUUGCACCAAGAUUCAAUCGCUGAACCGAGACCUCCUGAAAAACAAGUCCAUAAUCAAACAAGAAGUUGUUCGUCAAUUACAUUUGCCUUACACUCCGCCUGAGGAUUUCUACAAAUCUAAACCUGAAUUAACAGCGGAUUUUCAGUACAAUAACAUGGGGAAUUUGAGAGACCUUGGCAGCAACGAACAAGUCAUUUUUACAAAUGCAGAAAAUUACUUCCAAAUACACCUUUCCAAGUUUCCAUUUUAUCAUCAGCUACUCAGUUUUAAGGGAAACGUGAUAAGCAUUCUCAGUUAUGCUACAGAUUCAGUAACAGAUCAGACAGCUUUAGCGCUUGUCGAGAAAAUCAAAUGUGUUUUCAAACACUUCAGUGAAUAAAAUGACAAGUUUAGGUAAUUCUUGGAUGUAGUUUUGAGGAAAUAUUUUACAGUGUGUUUUGAUUACACGACAUAUGCUGUAACCUGGAAAUUGAAGGUUGGGGAAUUUCGGCUGUCAAGCACUGGAACACAUGGACUAUUCAGUGCUUAAGGCAGUGAAAAAGAGUUGGAGUAUUUAGACAGCAGCAUAAAAAGAUCCACAACAUAAUGAAGAUGACGUAUGAAGACCUAAAUGAGAAACUGAGUGAAAACUCUUAUGUAUGUUUGCUUAAUCAUAAGUUAAGGAAGGUAGGACACUGUCAUUGUAUGCCUCGUGUGUUGAUUAAGAUGUUACUUAAUUACCGUUGGAAAUCCCUUAUUGUUAACGUGUUCACAUAUUGAGUAUUGCCAAGCAUUACUAUGUAUGUAUAAGUAUUGCAAUGCUCUUCUCUGUUUUAUAUUGAGGCCGACCUAAACCAUCUUAUACUUUCCCGUGGAGUACGAUUUUGUUAGUUCUACCUUAUGUAUUAAGAAGACAGUGACAUUGUUGGCUAAGUUCUGAUAUUUGUGACAUCAACGUAUUGUCCAGUGCUGACCUGUGUUGUUACAGAAAAAGACAAACCAAACCUAUUUUGGGGCUACACAUAAUGAAAAUGACUGCAGCA
Macrobrachium nipponense is the source of this 2007-nucleotide messenger RNA. RefSeq lists its product as uncharacterized. Bases 120 to 1364 code for a protein of 414 amino acids. The transcript is spliced from 3 exons. The record is from RefSeq and is a predicted model, not a curated record. Lineage: Eukaryota; Metazoa; Arthropoda; Malacostraca; Decapoda; Palaemonidae.